GAAUGUGAGCGAUAGUAGAAGUGUAGUUAUUUUGUUUUGCUGUCUGCUUACAUAUGCACCUGUUAGCUUUAUUUACAUUUUCGAGUUAAUAAAUCCAGUCUAUGAAAGUAGCAUGCUUUAAUAACUUCAAAUGAAAUAUUUUGAUCCUUUUACAUGAAAUAAUUUUUUUUCUUGCCUUGGGUUGUUUAUUUAAGAAUACCUAUGGAAUAAUCAAGAAAAUUAUAUCUAUCUGACAUAAUCUAUAGGAAUAACAUCUAAUUUAGAAUGUAGAUAAAGGCAAGACAUAGUUCUCUCUACUUUUAGAAACAUCAUGUAUUCGGAAUGGAUAUCAGUUCCAGCCACAAGGAAUGCUGAAGAUAGGCGGUGGAGUGUCUUACAUACUUUGCCUUCAAAUGCUGGCAGAGAUGUAGUUAUUGCUGUCAUCAAACCAUUGGCCAGUAACCUUGGCAUAAGUACACCAUCAUGUGAACCUAGCGUUCUUGUAACAGACAAACAAGUUCACUGGUGCAUGGAGGUAAUUUGCUUUGGUUUAGGUCUUCCCUUGUCAGAACAUGAAGCAAUUCGGGAUUGUGUCAAUGUUUAUUGUGAAUGGAUGUUAGCUUUAACAAAACCAAAAGUAUGUGUUCCCAAGUGCAUUUGUGAAGAUCCUAACAUGUAUACAAGGAAUAUGUUGAGCCAUUUGUACAACCUUUUUCUACCAAGAAAUGAUAAUAGUGCUGAUAUUAUAAACAGACAAGCUGUAUUGUGUCACCGAGUUUUAAGGACGAUAGAAACAGUUGCUCAAGAGUCAACUAUUAUUGAGAGAGAAACCUGGGAUGCAUUGCUUUUAUUUCUCUUAGCUAUUAAUGAUACUCUUCUUGCACCUCCAUCUGUUCCUGAUGACAUUGGAAGUCAUUUAUGUGAAAGAAUUCUUGGUGUACUGAUUGAAGUGUGGCUACUAGCUUGCCAUCGAUCUUUUCCAUCUCCAUCAUUAUGGAAGACAUUUCGUGAAUUGGCUUGCAGCUGGCGACAUCGGAUAGCUUUGGUUGAUCAAUGGAAUAAAGUGAAUUUAGCUCUUACAACUCAAGUAUUACAAUUUAUGUAUGGAUCUCAUUUUCCAACUGCUAAAAUUCCUGAUGAAGAUUCUCAUCUGGUGCCUUCUGAUAUGAGCAAAGAAUGCAUUGCUCAAGCCUGGUUUAGAUUAUUACACACUAUUGGAAAUCCUGUGGAUCUGUGCAGACCAGAAGUCAUUAGUCAAACACCUAAAUUUUACCACUUUGCUUUGAGUAGUGAAAUGGUUAUUGAUCCAUGCCAACAUCCGUGCUUAGCUGUUUUGCCUCAGAUAUUUUACAAAGCAAUGAAAGGAAUAUCUAAUCUUGUUGAUGUAUUUCUAGGUAUAGCUCAAUUAGAUAAUGAAGAACCUGUUCACAUUCCAAGAACAUAUUCUCACACAAUUUCAUCUUCAUCAAGUACACCUCCUCACAAUAGAAGGGGAUUUGCAAAAGGUGCUCCUAAAGAUCCUGCUAGUAAAAGUACACAGAAGACCAGCCUGAUUUCUAAUUUGACUUCAGUGAAAUCUGGUAGCAAUCAAACUCACCUUCUGUCACAGUCACAGCAGCAAGCAUUAAAUCAGCAAACACCUCAACAAUCUCCCAUUUCUACUCCAACUACUUCAUCAGCCCCUCCUCUUCGUCCACCUUUGUCUCCUUCCCGUCCAAAGUGCAAUUCAGUCCUCCAUCUUUUUGGAUCAUGGCUGUUUGAAGCUGCACUUGUUGGAUCAGAUAUGACAUCAUUUACAUCAAACUCUGAGCAGAAUGAUAAUAGCUUGCGAAGACCCAGCUCAUUAGUCUUGGAUAGUAGGCAGAAUUCAGCACCUAUGCUUGAAUCCUUUGAAAUACCAUCUAACUUAACUUUAGAAAAUUUUGAAUCAGGACAAGCAGAAGCUGUAGGCUCAUUGUGCAGAAUAUUUUGUGCAAAGCGGACUGGCGAAGAAAUACUUCCUGUUUAUCUUGCUAGAUUUUAUUCUGCAUUGCAAUAUGGAUUAUCUGGUGGAACAGCAAGAGGACAAAUGUUAGCCAGUAUUCUUAUGAACUCGAGUGAUUUACUUCGCAAAGAUUUGGAUGGUGUGAUGGUUUUAUUACCCGAUUUUCUUCAAGCUCUUGAACUUGUGUUGCCUGGUGAAAUGAAAACAAGGCAGAGUUCUUUUGUGGGCCAUGCUGAACUUCGACAUUCUGCUAUUCAUUUACUUCUUUCCAUGCUUCCUUUGCCACUCCAUUUUUUCAAUUUGCCUAUUAAAAGUUUAUCAUCUAGUGAAAAAAGCAAUCUUACAUUUCAAUCUCUGAGGAUUCGAUUAGUGAAUCUCCUUAUUAAUGCAUUACAAGUUGAAACUGAAUCAUUGAAUAUACAUAUGCUGCUAGGUGGUCUUUUGUUUUACAUUCAAGAUUCUGCUGCUAGUGAAGAAGUGGAACAAAUUACUCAACCUCCUUUGAAUGACAAUGCUAGUGUUGAAUCUGUCAGUAGUGUUUUGUCGUCCGAACUACAGACAGAAGUAGCUGAAAGCUGUGAUUCACUAGGCUCAUCUGAAUGCAGCAGUUUGGGUCCUGAUCUCGACAACCUCCUUCGCACAGAUUUUCCACUCCUUAUAGAUGAUUCAACACAUGCUUUAUUCUUACGUGCUACAUAUCUAAUCUGUCAUCGUUUGAUAUCAUCAUGGAUGACAGAUCUCAAUGUAUCUCUUGCUGCUCUUGAAGUACUUUCUGGUUUAGCUCGCAUUCAUUUACCACAAGCAGAUUCAUUGGAAGGAAAAAGGGCUGUUAAAUGGAUUUGUGAUUAUAUUGUAUUCCAAUGUUCUAGACCACCACCAGCUCAUUCAAAAGAUUUGCAUUCUACAAUUGUGGCAGCUUAUCAUUGUGUUACAACUUGGCUUGUAGAACACCCUGAUCUUUUAAAUGAUAAAGAAACUGUUCAUACUGUGCUUGAAGUAGUAGAACUUGGCAUUUCUGGCUCUAAAUCUCAGCCAAAACGAAGUGAUCCUCCAAAAUUGAAAGGUGAUAAGGAGUUAAAACCUGCAUCUAUGCGGGUUAAAGAUGCUGCUGAAGCAGUGUUAGCAUGCAUGCUUGAAUAUGUUGGAUAUUUUCCUCCUCCAUGUGGUUCUCAAAAUCUCUCAUCACUUUUGGAUGAGAAGUCUUUGCUUCAGCAAUGUAAGAAUUUGGAUGAUGAUCAACUUACUAAGGAAGAAGUUGUGAAACACUUUCGUUAUUUUGCUUUGGGCAAUUCUAUUAUUUUGGCAUUACUGGAACAGCAUUUAGGAAAUGAACAAGAUCCUCAACCAACUUUAACAGCUCUAAUUAGGGGGCCCUUUGGUCGACAUGCAUGGUGUGUACAAUUGCGACAUUUACCUCAUCAUAAAUCUGGCAGUAAACAUUAUGCUGUAAAUCCUGGUAGACCCUUACCUAUGAAUGAUGUUGGAACAAUUCAUAAUAUUAAACAACGCUAUUUUCCUGAGGCAGUUGAUAAAAUUCCACUAUGUCAAGGAGUUGAAUACAUUCUGAAGAAGAAUUACCUAUUGUCUUUCUUAAAUAGGGACAAAAGUAUACCAUCUCUUGAAAAUAUAUCACAAGUUGGUGCUGGUGAAUUUGAUAAAUUCUUGAAACUCAUUGACAAUCAAAUUAAUUUUGAAACUUCUGUAAAGAAACAAGUUGAAUCUCAACAGCAUGAAUAUCCUAAUCCAGAAACUGAAUGUAAAGCACCAAGUUUGUGUCAGGAAUUUCAGACUUCCCGUCUUUUCCUGUCUCAUCUCGGUUUUCUUAAUUCUGAAGCUUUAAAGGAAUCAUUGACUCAACCACUACCAUCAUUAGUUUCCUUAGAUCAAAAAGCAGAAAAUUUUUUCUCUAAAAUAGAAGAAAUUGAUAAUACUCCGAGUAGGACUGCUGAUACUGUUUUCAUCUUAUACGUGAAAAGUGGACAGACUUCAGUUGACAACUUUCUCCAGAAUGUUACUCAGCGGAACAUCCAUCCUCAUUUUAUGGAAUUUUUACGAUCAUUAGGAUGGCCUGUCGAUGUAAAGAAACAUGCAGGUUGGACUGGUCAUAUAUCAACAGCCUGGAAAGUUCUUCCAUCUGAUGAUUUAGAUACUAUUUCAGAAGAGGAUACAGUUAGUGUGUAUAAUGGAAAGAACAAAGUUCUUUAUUGGUCAGAUGUAUCCUCAGAGCUAGCUUUUGUAGUUCCAAGCCCUGUUUCUCUUAAAAGCCCAAAAAUGGUAAGAAAAGAAACAAAAGUACAUGAAUUUGGAGAUGAAAUUAUUCUGAGAAAAAAUACAGAUGUCCGAGAUGUUGAUAGAAGAACAAUGCCAGCUGCAUCUUUCUCAGAAAUGCCUAUACCCAGGGCUAUGUCUCUGAAUUUGGACGCUGGAGAUGAUAUCUCCCAGGGGCGUAGUUCUGGUAGAAAGUUUGGCCGACAGCAUAGCUGUGCUAUUGUUUGUGAAAUGAAAGUAGUGGUAGUAUGGUUGGAGAAUCUGGAUGAUCAUAUAAAUUUUCCUCUUGCUGAUGUUUUGCCUCUAAUGAGUACUGGAUUAGAGCCGCCAAAUUUUAUAUCUCGUACAUCAGAAAAGGAUCUUUUUGUUAUUUUUGUACACCCUUUGCAGAGUGGAUUAUACCACAUCAAACUUCAAGGACCUGCUGGGAAAAUGUCUCUUGCUUUACCCUUGGUUGAUGGCAUGGUUGUGAGCCGCAGAACUUUGGGUAUUCUAGUUCGACAAACUGCUUUAAAUAUGUUACGAAGAAAGAGGUUAGAUGCAGAUAGUUGCCAACCGCCUCAUGUAAGGCGAAAAUUGAGAAUACAAGAUGUUAUGAACAGAUAUCAUAAAAAACUAUCAGAAUCUGAAUUUAUUUCAUCUUUGUAUCACCCUUCUGCUGGACUUUGAUUUCCACAUCAUCUUUUUUAUAGAAAAGAGGAAAAAAUUAUUGUAAAUUUAAAGUCAGAAUUGAUAAUCCAUGUUUAUGAUUUCUUGUAAAAUAAUAAAUUGAUGUACAUAUAUA
Argiope bruennichi is the source of this 5015-nucleotide messenger RNA. Its product is annotated as ral GTPase-activating protein subunit beta-like. NCBI's taxonomy places the organism in Eukaryota, Metazoa, Arthropoda, Arachnida, Araneae, Araneidae. The record is from RefSeq and is a predicted model, not a curated record. Bases 311 to 4900 code for a protein of 1529 amino acids. Gene Ontology annotation, biological process: regulation of small GTPase mediated signal transduction; activation of GTPase activity. The transcript has 30 exons. Gene Ontology annotation, molecular function: GTPase activator activity.